AUGUCCUCCGAGGCUGCCAACAUCCGAGUCGCGUGUCUAAAGACAUCAUGCCACCCCGACGAUGCCGAGAGAUGCAGGCCAUCCCGAUCGAUGACCGAGAAAAAACUCGGCUUUCCGCAAACCUCGUACCUCAUUUACCCGAUCUCCCUCAAUUCCCCAACAAUCGUCAACUUCGGUCCUCUUUCGGGCGAGACAUCAACCUCGCUGGCCUCGGGGUACAUUACCCCGAGCCGCGCCGACCCAACAAACGUGCUGGCCGGGACACACGAACCCGAGUUCCCUCUUGCGCGUCCGGUUGAGAGGUUAGACGCCAGCACUAGCUGGGUGAAGGGAUGGGGAUGGAGGUCAUUUUGUAGUCUCGCAUUUCGCUCUCCGACCGACCGAGAGAUGAAUUCCGUCGGCAAUUGA
Messenger RNA from Penicillium cataractarum, 408 nucleotides. RefSeq lists its product as uncharacterized. The coding region runs from base 1 to 408 and encodes 135 amino acids. The record is from RefSeq and is a predicted model, not a curated record. NCBI's taxonomy places the organism in Eukaryota, Fungi, Ascomycota, Eurotiomycetes, Eurotiales, Aspergillaceae. The transcript has a single exon.